AUGUCGUUGAUGAAAAUUGGUUGCCCUGAGCCCAUGGACUACAUUGCUGGCCAGAGUGAAUUUAUUGUCGAGACAAUUGCAACUCAUUCUGAAUAUUUGAAAAAUACAGCCUUCAGUGAAUUUUCUCCGACUUGUUCAAUGCCGAUUGAAAAGUCAAAAGAUGAAGAUACUCGUAUGAAGGAAGCAAUAAUUAAACGGGAUUAUAUGCGAUACACUGUCCAAGACAAAGUUAGGUUUUUCGAUCUGAAGAUUAAAAGGCGUAUGAGUGCCUCAGCUGCAGCAAAUCAAUUGGAGAUAUACAUUCGAACGGCCUGCAACAGAGUGGCCUACACAGCAUAUAUUCGAAAAGUGCUGGUUGUCUUUAAAGAAAGAACGGAGUUAUGCAAUAAGCGACCCUAUACAGUCUACUCUGAUGAAGACAAGGCUAGAUGCUUUCAUUUAUUUUUCAGCAAAUGCUUGAAUGCUUCUGCUGUUGUAACUGAAGUAGCAGAAAGUUUAACGCAAAACUUUGCGGAUCUUAAUGUUUCUCGUAGCACUAUUUCUAACUUCAUGACAACCGAGUGCAAUCUAUCUAUUAAGCAGGCACAAUUCCAGUCAGUAGAAAGAAACAGUGAAGAAAAGAUUCAACAAAGAUACGAUUGGGUACAAAAAUGGUAGCAACCUGGCUUGAAUUUCACAAAAAAUUGCGCCUUUCAAUUAAGCAGUUCUGGUCAGUUGUCAAGAGCAAGGUUAAGCGAAAUAAGUUCCUAGAAAAAGAAUCGCUCAUGACUAGAACUAGUGAGGCUUGCGAUAGCUUGUAUCUAAGUGAUUUCAAAGGCUUUAUUUCUCAUCCUGCUAAAUGUUUUGGUAAGUAUCUCAACAAAGAAAGAUUAUGAACAAUGUAGAGUAGGUGAGAGACGUUAUGGUGAAAAAGCUCCAG
Molecule: messenger RNA, 919 nt
Organism: Rhizopus microsporus ATCC 52813
Lineage: Eukaryota; Fungi; Mucoromycota; Mucoromycetes; Mucorales; Rhizopodaceae
Exons: 3
Coding region: 1-657 (218 amino acids)
Source: RefSeq, a predicted model, not a curated record